Myxocyprinus asiaticus (Chinese sucker) is the source of this 2759-nucleotide messenger RNA. RefSeq names its product synaptic vesicle glycoprotein 2C-like. The record is from RefSeq and is a predicted model, not a curated record. Gene Ontology annotation, cellular component: membrane. The transcript has 13 exons. The coding region runs from base 234 to 2417 and encodes 727 amino acids. Gene Ontology annotation, molecular function: transmembrane transporter activity. Lineage: Eukaryota; Metazoa; Chordata; Actinopteri; Cypriniformes; Catostomidae. Gene Ontology annotation, biological process: transmembrane transport; chemical synaptic transmission.
AAAACACUUACCGUCGGCUCUUGCUGUAGUUGCUGGAUGUCUUUAGGAUACAAAUAAAUCUGUAUUCAUUAGAAGCGCCUGACAUCUCGUUUACAGCAAUGGGUACCCAACAUCAGAUUCUCAUCUCCUUGUCUCCCUAAAGGACUCAUUCACGAGUGCCAAAAAGGACAAGGCUCUACUUCUGCGGUGACUGCAGACCUCUUAUCCUCCUCGAUCCCCAUCACCUUCUAAUCAUGGAUGAUACAGUUCCACGUGACACAUCCCUCAUUAAAGGAGCCAGAGACAUUGCUAAGGUGGCCAAACGACAAGCUGUUAAGAAGGUCAGCAAAGUUGUGGACCGUGCCUCAGAUGAGUACUCCCACAGUCGUGCUUACCACCGCUUCCAAGACGAAGAUGACAACAACUACAGCCAACUGGAUGGGAACUACACAGGCGAUCAUGCCAACGAUGAAGAGGGCUCCAGUGACGCCACAGAGGGUCAUGAUGAUGAGGAUGAGAUAUAUGAAGGGGAGUACCAGGGGAUCCCCUCGGAUGCAAAGCCCAGAGAUGGGCAGGUGGCUCUGGGGAAAUCUCUGGCAGACAGCCUGAAGGGCCGGCGAGAACUGGAGAGUGAGAGGCAGGCGGAUGAGGAGGAACUGGCCCAGCAGUAUGAGUUGAUCAUACGGGAGUGUGGACAUGGGAGGUUUCAGUGGCAGCUGUUCUUCACACUGGGGUUCGCGCUCAUGUCGGACGGUGUGGAGGUGUUCGUGGUGGGCUUUGUUCUGCCUAGUGCAGAGAUGGAUAUGUGUGUUCCUGACUCAAGCUCUGGUUGGCUAGGCAGCAUUGUGUACCUGGGGAUGAUGGUAGGGGCCUUCUUCUGGGGGGGCAUGGCUGACAAGGUGGGCAGACGGCAGUGUCUGCUCAUAUGCAUGUCCAUGAAUGGCUUCUUCGCCUUCCUGUCAUCCUUUGUGCAGGGCUAUGGCUUCUUCCUGCUCUGUCGCAUGAUAGCUGGCUUUGGAAUUGGUGGAGCAGUUCCCAUUGUCUUCUCAUACUUUGCUGAGGUGUUGUCAAGAGAGAAGCGUGGAGAGCACCUGAGUUGGCUUUGCAUGUUCUGGAUGAUUGGAGAAAUCUAUGCCUCAGCCAUGGCCUGGGCCAUCAUACCUCACUACGGCUGGAGUUUCAGUAUGGGUUCAGCCUAUCAGUUUCACAGCUGGAGGGUGUUUGUGGUGGUGUGUGCUUUCCCAUGUGUCUGUGCUGUGGUGGCUUUAACCUUCAUGCCAGAGAGCCCCAGGUUCUACUUGGAGGUGGGGAAGCACGACGAGGCCUGGAUGAUCCUCCAGCACAUUCAUGACACAAACAUGCGGGCCCGUGGACAGCCCGAGAAAAUCUUCACCGUGAACAGAAUUAAGAUGCCAAAACAGAUUGAUGAGUUUGUAGAGAUGCAGACCGAUGGCAACUUUUUCUCUAAAGUGAUCUUCAGAGUAAAGACUGAACUUCAUGGGAUUUGGUUGAAUUUCUUGAAGUGUUUUAAUUAUCCAGUGAAAGACAGUACAGUGAAGCUAGCGAUUGUGUGGUUUACACUGUCAUUUGGGUAUUAUGGUUUAUCUGUGUGGUUCCCUGAUGUCAUCAAACACCUUCAAGCCAAUGAAUAUGCCUCCAAAGUACAAAGGCAUUCCAACGAAUGUAUUGAAGACUUCACCUUCAAUUUCACCCUAGAAAACCAGAUACACACUAAUGGCUUAUUUGUCAAUGACAGGUUUAUUAGUAUGAAAUUCAAGUCAGUCACUUUCAUCAAUUCCACCUUUCAAAGCUGCUUUUUUGACGAUGUGACCUCAGUGGGAUCAUUCUUUCGAAACUGCACAUUCGUUCAGGCUGUCUUCUAUAACACUGAUAUUGAUGACUCCAAACUUAUAAACACGGACAUUGUAAACAGCACAUUUUACCACAACAAAACUGGCUGUCAAAUGACGUUUGAGGAUGAUUAUAGUGCUUACUGGGUCUACUUUGUCAAUUUCUUGGGAACACUGGCUGUGCUGCCUGGCAACAUUGUAUCUGCUCUUCUCAUGGACAAAAUUGGCCGCUUGUCUAUGUUAGGAUUUUCCAUGAUCCUAUCUGGUAUCAGCUGCUUCUUCCUGUGGUUUGGCACCAGUGAGUCUAUGAUGAUUGGGAUGCUGUGCCUGUACAAUGGACUGAGUAUCUCCGCCUGGAACUCCCUGGACAUCGUGACAGUUGAACUUUAUCCUACAGACAGAAGAGGCACUGGAUUUGGCUUCUGUAAUGCAUUGUGCAAACUAGCUGCAGUGAUGGGCAAUCUGAUUUUUGGCUCUUUAGUGGGUAUAACCAAAGCCAUUCCGAUUCUUCUGGCCUCAUCAGUGCUCGUCGGUGGUGGUUUGGUGGGAUUGCGACUACCUGACACCAGGUCCAAUGUCCUCAUGUAAACCUUGUGUCAGAGGUAUGGAGAAAUUCAAAAGGCUUGACUUAACCCUCAUUUCUCAUUACAGUGCAUUGUGCACUUCUUUAUACAAAUUCUUUUACUUUUUUGUGAUGUUUCUACAGGACGAAGAUAGGAAACAGUAGUUUAGUUACAUUAUGGACCUUAUUCACAGCAGCGACAUAUUUGAUUUUUGACAGAAUGACAAUGAGGCUGUGAGGGAUAGACGUACAGUCUCUUCCAUGGGUUGUACAGUUGUUUAAAGUGUUUUUGGAAUGUUCUGCUAACUAAACUUUGAAAAAAUCUCUUUCCAAGAAAUUUCAGUAGACAAAAAAAAAAAAAAAAAAAA